AUGUUUCCCAUCUUCGAAACCACACUUGCGCUAGGGUUUCACAAUAGUCCAAAUUCUGGGGUUCUGAGAAUUUUUAUCGCCAGUACCGGAAAAUUUUCAAUAGACAGCUAUAGCAUGGAUUUCGACGAGUACGAUUACUUGGAGAAGGCCGUAGAAGAAACCAAUGGUUCAUCGAAAACUAGCAGCAAGGACGCUUCGGAGAAGGAAAGGGACGGAGAAAAGAGUGAAAAGGGGUACAGAAGAAGGGACAGGAGCGAGGAAGAUGAUUUGGACGAAGAGGAGCGGGAUCGAAAGAGCAGCAGCAAGAAACGGCGAAGCGACGGGGACAGUGAAGAGAACGGACGUGAUAGAGACCGUGAUCGAGAGCGGGACAGAGAUAGGGAGAGGAGUUCCAGGCACAGGAGUCAAGAUGGGGAUUUGGAGAGGGAAAGAGAUCGAGAGAGGCGGAGCUCGAGGGACCGGGAUAGGGAUAGGGAGAAGAGAGAAGAUAGGGAGAGGGAUAAGGAUAGGGAAAAGAGAGAUAGAGAAAGGGAGAAGGAGCGGGAAAGGCGAGAAAGGGAGAAGGAGAGGGAGCGCGAGAGGGAAAGAGAAAGGGAAAGGGAAAGGGAGAGAUCGAGGAGGAGUAGGAGUCGAUCAAGGCUGGAGCGUGAGAAAGAGAUGGAGUUGAUGCGGGAAAGGGAGCGAGAGCUUGAAUUGCGUGAGAGCAGGAGAUUCAAGGACAAGAAAGAAGCAGUAGAGCCCGAAGCUGAUCCAGAAAGGGAUCAGAGAACUGUUUUUGCAUACCAGAUGCCACUUAAGGCCAAUGAGAGGGAUGUUUACGAGUUCUUUUCACAAGCAGGAAAGGUAAGGGAUGUGCGGCUGAUUAUGGACCGGAACUCAAGGAGAUCAAAAGGGGUUGGGUAUAUUGAAUUCUAUGAUGCCAUGUCUGUGCCUAUGGCUAUAGCCCUGUCUGGUCACCUACUUCUUGGACAACCAGUAAUGGUUAAACCUUCAGAGGCUGAAAAAAAUCUUGUCCAAUCGAAUACUUCUAAUGGUGGUUCAGGUGUUGUGGGACCAUACGGUGCAACUGAUAGGAAGUUGUAUGUGGGCAAUUUACACUUCAACAUGACAGAAUUUCAGCUCAAACAGAUUUUUGAAGCAUUUGGGCCUGUGGAGCUCGUGCAACUACCCACAGAUCCAGAGACAGGACAUUGCAAAGGUUUCGGGUUUGUUCAGUUUGCGCAACUUGAACACGCAAAGGCAGCACAAAGCUUGAAUGGGAAACUAGAAAUUGCUGGUCGAACAAUCAAGGUUUCCUCUGUUACGGAUCAUGUUGGAGUUCAAGAUGCAGGAGCAAAAACUGCAGAUUUUGAUGAUGACGAUGGGGGUGGUUUGGCUUUGAAUGCUCAGUCAAGAGCUUUGCUUAUGCAGAAGCUGGAUCGCAGUGGUAUCGCUUCAAGUGUUGUGGGGCCCCUUGGAGGAGUGCCUGGGCUCAAUGGAUCCGCUACAUCACAAGUAGCAAUAAACAUGCCCCUGAAUCCAGUGACGGUGCUUCCUACUCCAGUUCUUCCAACCCCGGUGGUUUCUAUGGCCCCUGAACCUAUUGGGAACCCCAGCGAGUGUUUACUUUUGAAGAAUAUGUUUGAUCCAACUGCUGAGGAGGAUCCGGAGUUUGAUUUGGACAUUAGAGAUGAUGUGCAUGAAGAAUGUUCGAAGUAUGGACGGGUAAAACAUAUAUUUGUGGACAAGAAUAGUGCUGGUUAUGUAUACUUACGGUUUGAAAGUGUGGAAGCAGCAUCACGUGCUCAACAAGCAAUGCAUAAAAGAUGGUUUGCUCGUAGAUUGAUCUCAGCCAUAUUCUUGCAACCAUAUGAAUACGAUGCCAAAUUUAAAGUGAGAAAUUAUGCAGCUUUUCCCCAUAAUACAAGCAGCAAGAAUCCCAUCUGCAAAAGGGGAUAA
Molecule: messenger RNA, 1938 nt
Organism: Fraxinus pennsylvanica
Lineage: Eukaryota; Viridiplantae; Streptophyta; Magnoliopsida; Lamiales; Oleaceae
Source: the annotation of a GenBank genome assembly